Molecule: messenger RNA, 3860 nt
Organism: Coregonus clupeaformis (lake whitefish)
Lineage: Eukaryota; Metazoa; Chordata; Actinopteri; Salmoniformes; Salmonidae
Gene: socs5b
Product: suppressor of cytokine signaling 5b
Exons: 2
Coding region: 485-2173 (562 amino acids)
Biological process (GO): intracellular signal transduction; phosphatidylinositol phosphate biosynthetic process
Cellular component (GO): phosphatidylinositol 3-kinase complex
Molecular function (GO): 1-phosphatidylinositol-3-kinase regulator activity
Source: RefSeq, a predicted model, not a curated record
ACAGGCGAUAUGCAGUGUCUGUCAUGCUGGGCCACAGGCAUGGACUUUCCCUACAGUAUCCACCAUCAGAAGCUCGCUCUCGUCCUGCUUUCCCCAUUGGAGUUCCAUGUUGCCAUUCUCUACCCGCCUGCAAUCCACACUGAACGCCCCUUCUUUUCUCGGCUUUGCUUAGCGACGGUAUUGGCUGUCAGGAACAGGAACGACCACCACGGCCGAAGAGAAGUGUCGGCCAAGAGAAAGAACCGGGUUUCUCACUUUUAUGUAUCAUUUUAGAGUUUUUAUUUAAAAUAUACAUUGUCUUAGGUAUUAGAAAGACCAUUCGGAAUGACAUUGAAAAGGGCCCGCGUACGUUUUUGUGUUUCGUUCGACACCGUGGAGCUCAAGGGGGAUAUGUGCCUGACUUAUCUUGAUAGCCAUUUUUUGCAGACAAAGAGAACUGUUGAGUAGUGUUUAUAAAAGACAAAAGGGUCUUGGUCUCCUAUCCAUGGAGAAAGUGGGCAAGAUGUGGAGCAACCUGAGGAGCCGAUGCCAGACCCUCUUCCACAGUGACGGUGCGGGACCCAGUACAGAGAACAGCGUGGUGGAGGUGGACAGUAUGCACUGUGUGGUUGACCUGGGACGGGGAGGCAAUUCAGGCGAGGCCCAGGCUUCUCGGGCCUCUAGCCUGUCCCGAAGCCUCUUGCCGCUCCCCAUGGUUACUGGAGGACGACGUCACAACUGUGUGUCGGACAUCCCCCAGAUAGUGGAGAUCACCAUAGACAGCAAAGACAGUGAGGAUGCGAGGGGGGGUCGUGGGGGAGUCCCUAUGGCCCGGAGAGACUCGUACUCACGCCAUGCACCUUGGGGGGGCAAGAAAAAACACUCAUGUUCCACUAAGACCCAGAGCUCCAUGGAUACAGACAGGCGGUCAGGGCGCACGCGCGGGGCCACUGGCCGGAGGGAGCGUCGCUAUGGGGUCAGCUCCAUCCAGGAAAUGGGUGACUCUGGGGGCGGAGGGCGCAGUCUGAGCACCCGUUCUCUGCGCCAGCGGCUUAGCGAUACAGUGGGUCUGUGUCUCCCCCUUCCCCCCCGCCGCCGCUCACGCUCCUCCAAGACCCCCACCAUCUCCAAGCGCAAGAUCCACCUGACAGAGCUGAUGCUGGAGACCUGUCCCUUCCCCCAGGGCUCGGACUUGGCCAACAAGUGGCACCUGAUCAAGCAGCACACGGCGCCCGUCAGCCCGCAUUCCUCCACGGCUCUGCUUGACGCCUUCGACACUGCCCACCCCUCCCCUGAGGAUGAGGAGGAGCGUCUGCGCGAACGCCGCAGGCUCAGCAUCGAGGAGGGAGUGGACCCCCCACCCAACGCCCAGAUCCACACCCUGGAGGCCUUGGCGCAGGGCUCCUCUCUGUACAAACUGGGACCAAAGAUGGCCCCCGGCAUUGCAGAGGCCUCUGGGGAGGCCCGGGGCGCCACGGCCAGCUGCUCAGGAGGAGGGGUAUCGGUGCAGGUGCUCGGAGGGGCUACAGCCCAGCUGGCUGACUGUGACUCGGAGGAGGACUCAACCACCCUCUGCCUGCAGGCCCGGAGGCCCAAGCAGCGGCACGCGUCCGGGGAUGGCAAUCUGAGCCGGAACCAGCCUGGGCCAUGGAAGGUGCACACCCAGAUCGACUACAUCCACUGCCUGGUACCGGACCUGCUGCAGAUCACUGCACUGCCCUGCUACUGGGGCGUUAUGGACCGCUACGAGGCGGAGGCACUGCUGGAUGGACGGCCCGAGGGCACCUUCCUACUGCGCGACUCGGCCCAGGAGGACUACCUGUUCUCGGUCAGUUUUCGCCGCUACAACCGCUCUCUGCACGCCCGCAUCGAGCAGUGGAACCACAACUUCAGCUUCGACGCCCACGACCCCUGCGUGUUCCACUCAUCCACCGUCACAGGCCUGCUGGAGCACUACAAGGACCCCAGCGCCUGCAUGUUCUUUGAGCCACUGCUCACGUCGCCGCUCCACCGGACCUUCCCUUUCGGCCUGCAGCACCUGGCACGCGCCGCCAUCUGCCCCCGGACCACGUACGAUGGCAUCGGCGCCCUGCCACUGCCCCCGGCCAUGCAGGACUUCCUCAAGGAGUAUCACUACAAACAGAAAGUGCGCGUGCGCUGGCUGGAGUGGGAGCCGCCACUCAAGAUCAAAUAGUGGCGGGGCUCCGGUGGCCUGUGCGCGCCGCUGCGGGCUUAGUCAAAACAGGAAAAACUCCCAGCCAAUCAGGAGAGGCCAUACUGAACAUGGCACUUUUCAGUCAGGCGGGGAGGGGUAACUGGAGGGGAGGAGUUAGGUAAAGUGAUCUAUCGAAGAUUCAUUCUAAUCUCUUUUGUUUUAGUUAUUACUUACAUCACAUGGAAUACAUAUGUAUGAUUAUAUUCAGUAUAAUGCUGUCUGGCAAGCACAUUUUUAGUAUUGAACAGGUUCAGAACGGGAGAGCACAAGCCUUCAUGCUUUGUCUCCCUCUCUCCUCUUUCAUUCUGUCAAAUGUCUGCCUGAUCCCACAGCAUGAGCUGCCUGCAUGCCCCCCCUCACCCCCCCAGUCUCUAUCUAGGCCCACAUGGUUAGCUAGCUAUGUCGUACAGUUCACAUAUACUUUCUAUCCUUCCUUUUUUCCUAUUGCUAGAAGACUGCCUGGCGGGCAUCAUGAGGCUUGAGGUAUGGGAUUGACAGUGGCACUUCUGGAGGGGGGGUUUGCUGCGACUACAACUCCUACUGCAGCUUGUUAGGGCCCGUUUGGUGGACAGUCACACAGACACACACCCAGCCAUCAUCAUGCAUCAUUGAGUAGGCCUAUGUCGGAAAUAAGGUGCUGUUUAAGGGUGCUGUCCAGUAGGUCUUCGCCCCAAGGGCAAUGCGGAACGCAGCCAUGUCCAAAGGUGCUGCUACAACAUCCUGCUUCCGUACACCUAUAGGGAGCGAGGCAUACAUAGGAGUGUGUGUGGUCACUGUGAGUCCUUGGCUUUUAGAUAUCCUCACUGUCAUUUAUCUAAGCAUAAUCAUUGUCUCCCACCACCACUGUGUUGGCACAGGUGUACUGUUCUUCUAAUGGAACAAUACUAAUGAUAUUUGUCCUGGUGGUGGUUUUCUCACACAUGUCUGCCAGUGGCUCAAACUGGCAACAGAACAGGCACUUUGACAGUGCGUGCAGUUUUUGAACACACACACACACACACUGGUUAUUGUCUCAGGGUCUGGUUUGUUUCUGGACCUGUGUUCUGCCUUCAUGGUGUCACUUAUCUCUCUCUGUGGCAUCCACCAUGCUACUUAGGGUUAAUAUAAUUAAUGUCUGCUCCCUCUACAUACCAUUGAUAUUUUACAGUUAACUUGACUCCCCUUUACACAUUACAGCCACAGUCCCGCUUUAUAUUAUUAGUACCUGAAGGAGCUACAUUUGAUAUGCGCAUUGUCACUGCUGCUAGCCAUGCCCAUAAUAACCCAGCAUAUUGUGAGAGCUUGCAUCAGGAAGACGAAGACAACAAAGCGUAACCUAUGUGCCUUUUCAUAGAGCCUCCUGAUCUACUUAAAACUCUUGAGCCUGGUGCAUAGAAUACUCCAGCAGCACUUCCCACUCAUGUAGCCUUUUAAAUGGAUGAUGAGGAGGAAAAGGAAUGAUGAGGAGCAGGGGAUGAAGUGUGAGCUCUGAGCUUGCUCUCUGUUCAUUGGUGCACAUUCAAUAUUUUUUAUAUACAUAUUUACAUUUUUCACAUUUCUAUUUCAUCAAGAAAAUAUUGUCAAUGUUAGCUAGCUAGCUAGAAGUGAAUGCACUACUCCACUGUCUAGCAGUGGAGGCUGGUGGGAAGAGCUAUAGGAGGACGGGCUUAUUGUAAUGGCUGGAAUG